AUGUUUAUGUGUUUACUAGCAAGAGAAUACGAAGUUGAAUAAAUUUUAUUAAUUUGGGAUAAGAUUUUUGAGAAGUUCUAGAUUUAAAAAUUAAAAUUUUUAGAUGCUCUGAUUUUAACAAUGAUGAUCUAAUUAAAACCUUAAUGUAAAAUAUAAUUUUUAAAUUAUAAGUGCUUAAGAUUGAACAUAUAAACAAUUUUGAAGUUUUAUUGUUAUUUUAAAAUUAUCCAGCAAAGGAUAAUUACUAAUAAAUAAUAGUAUAAGCAGAAAAAAUAGAAAGUAAGAAAUAAUUUUUAUAUCAUUUUAGGAUAAUUAAGAGUAUUGGAAGGAAUAUCAUGGAUAGAGAUAAUCAAAAGAUUCAAUUUGGGCUACACUUUAUCAUAGUAUUUUCAGAAUAAUUUGAAUUAUUGA
Messenger RNA from Paramecium sonneborni, 411 nucleotides. The record is from the annotation of a GenBank genome assembly. NCBI's taxonomy places the organism in Eukaryota, Ciliophora, Oligohymenophorea, Peniculida, Parameciidae.